GCAGCCCGCUUGUCGGCUCUGUGAUUCUCUCUCUCUUUCUGCAGCUUUAAGCUCGGCUGUCAAACUCGUUUUGUGUGUGGGGUGUGUGCGGCGUAUCUUAACAAUCGUACCCAGCAGUUCCUGCUCAGUUGCGUCACACUACUAUGCACGACCGAAUCUUGUAGUUUUUUUUUUCUUUUUUUAACUCCAUCGGGGUCAUUCUUUGGUAAACGCCCUCUUAUUGUACCAAAGGACGGGCAGCCAUUCUUUUAAACUUUUUUUUUUACUUCAGCGGCACGUUGUGUCGGCUGAAUCUUUCGCGUUUUAAAGCUUUUAUUGACUUUUUUCACUAAGAUGAGUAUGAAUGACCGAGAUGAUGUGCGUCUGGACGUAGAGAUGGAAGAAGUGGAGAAGCUCUCCGGUAUCUAUAAUGACAAGGAUGUUAUUGAACAGGAAUUUUAUCCAACUUAUGGAGCAUUGAAUGAUGGAACAGACAUGCCAAAACCUGAAUGGGUGGAGUUUAACCAGCAAAGUGACUCCCUGUUUUUUAAUGAUGGUAAACGAAGGAUUGAUUUUGUUUUGGCCUAUGAAGAUGAGGACAUGAAAGAAUAUGAAAAAAGAUAUCAUUUUCAGAGAAAAAAGAUGAAAAGAGAACAUUAUGAAGCAAGUCUUAUUAAAAUGGGUCUAGAACUGGAAGCAGCACGCUCUGUUGUGAACGAGAAAUUAGUUUUUGUUAAAGUUCAUACACCCUGGGAUGUUCUCUGUACAUAUGCUGAAGUAAUGCACCUUCAAAUGCCCAUCCAGAUCAAUGAUUUAAAGAGCAAAGCGUCUACAUUUAACUGCUUCACUAAGAUCUUUUCUCCAAGUGAGGAUAUAAUCCAUCCUGAAACAGAAUAUUUUACUGCUCCUUUUGAAAAAGAAAGGAUUAAUCAUUUUCUAAUUGAAGAUCAAGAAACUUUUUUUAAUCCAUCAACUCGAAGCAGAAUUGCAAAUUAUAUUUUGAGUCGUGCAAACUAUGAGGUAACCGACAAAGUAAGAAAAUUUGGGAUCAACAAACUGUUGGAUGCUGGAGUGUACAAGGCUGCCUUUCCACUACAUGAUUGUAGAUUCAACGUAAAGUCAGAAGAUUUAAAAUGCCCCAAUGAACGGUACCUUCUAUAUAGAGAAUGGGCACAUCCUAGGAGCUUUUAUAAGCUGCAGCCUUUGGAUUUAAUAAGAAAGUAUUAUGGAGAAAAGGUUGGAAUUUAUUUUGCCUGGCUUGGUUUUUACACCAAGAUGUUGGUCGUUGCAGCAUUUUUUGGAUUAUGUUGUUUUAUCUAUGGAUAUAAAACAAGAGAUACAAAUACCUGGAGCAUAGAGGUAUGUGAUCCUGAAGUUGGAGGACGAAUAAUAAUGUGCCCGCAAUGUGACAGAGAGUGCACAUACUGGAAACUGAAUAGUACCUGUGAAUCAACUAAGAAACUCUCCAUUUUUGACCACUAUGGUACAAUGGUAUUUGCAGUCCUGAUGUCAAUAUGGGUUACUAUUUUUUUGGAGUUUUGGAAGAGGCAUCAAGCAGAGCUGAAUUAUGAGUGGGACACUGCUGAAUUUUUGGAGCAGGAAGAAAUACCACGACCAGAAUAUGAAGCCAAGUGUAAAUAUGAGAAAAUAAAUCCAGUCACAAAGGAAAAAGAAUUAGUUCCACACAGAACAUGUGAAAAGUGCUUGAGAGUGUCCUGUGGAGUAGGAACUGUCUUGUUUUGGAUUGUGCUGAUUAUUGCUUCAGUAGUCGGAAUUAUAGUCUAUCGUCUUUCAGUUUUCUUUGUCUUUGCCGCAAAAAUGCAACAUGAUCUGAAAGAACUUCAGCCUUUGAAGGACUACUUGACCCCACAGAUGGCUACUUCAGUAACAGCUUCCAUUAUCAGUUUUAUUAUCAUCAUGAUUUUAAAUAUGGUGUAUGAAAAGGUGGCAAUAAUGAUUACAGAUUUUGAACUUCCUAGAACACAAACUGAUUAUGAAAACAGUUUGACCUUGAAGAUGUUCCUAUUCCAGUUUGUCAACUACUAUUCCUCUUGCUUUUAUAUUGCCUUCUUCAAAGGCAAAAUUGUUGGCUACCCAAAAUCCCCAGUAUAUUGGCUGGGUAAAUACAGGAAUGAAGAGUGUGAUCCCAGUGGCUGUCUUGUUGAGUUGACAACACAGCUUACAAUUGUCAUGGGAGGUAAAGCCAUCUGGAAUAACAUACAAGAAGUGCUUUUGCCAUGGAUAAAAAAUCUAAUUGGCCGUUAUAAAAAAGGAAAACCUGCAGAAAGACAAAUUCCACGAUGGGAGCAAGAUUAUGAACUUCAGUCUUUGGGAAAACUAGGAUUAUUUUAUGAAUAUCUUGAAAUGGUCAUCCAAUUUGGCUUUGUGACUUUAUUUGUGGCAUCUUUUCCUCUUGCCCCACUUCUUGCACUUCUCAAUAACUUGUUUGAGAUUCUGACUACAAGUACCGACGCCUGGAAACUGACACAUGACAGUGGGGCAUGGCAGCCUGAAAAAGCACAUGACAUUGGGGCAUGGCAGCCAAUUCUUCAAGGGAUUGCUAUUUUGGCUGUGGUAACAAAUGCUAUGAUCAUUGCUUUCACAUCUGAUAUGAUUCCUCGCUUAGUUUACUACUGGUCUCUCUCAGUGGAACCAUAUACAGACCAGUAUUCUUCAACAGAUUCUGCUAACAAAAACAAUACCAUGCAAGGCUACAUCAACAGUACACUGUCUGUCUUCAGUAUCUCUGAUUUUUCAGACAGGAGCAAACCAAAAAAGUUACCCAUGUGGUUUAACAAUGAAACAGAUACAACUUGCAGGUAUCGAGAUUUCAGGUAUCCACCAGGACACCCUCAUGAGUACAUGCUAAGCAUCUAUUAUUGGCACGUGAUUGCGGCUAAGCUGGCUUUCAUAAUUGUCGUAGAGCACAUUGUCUACUUCACAAAGUUUCUCCUGGAAUACUUGAUUCCUGAUGUCUCUGCAACAGUUAAGGAACAAAUAAAGAGAGAGAGCUACCUGACCCAGAAAAAGCUCCAUGAAACAAACCUUAAACUUGUGAGAAAGCGUGUGGGAUCCAUGGCUAACAAGCUCAUCAAGGACAAUGAAAUUCCAUUUGAAAUGAUUACACCUAAGUAAUGGACCUUGGCAUGCAUAUAAUUAUGAAAUAUUUUGCACAUUACCUACUGCAGACAUCAUGUGGCUCCAUUCCUUUUAGCAUUUUUACACCCCUAAGAAACCAAAGAGUUGGCGUUGCACUGCAAAAGACUAACAUAGUGACUUUUAAAUCACAUAGGCUUAUUGACAACUGGUGAUCACAACACUCCUUAUGUUCUUCACUAUAUCAAGGAGGUCUCUUUCUGUUUAGAGACAGAGCUGCCUAAACUUAAACCUAAGCCUAACCUAAAGUUAACAGAUGCAAGUAUUGGCAUCUUUUCUCAGGAUAUAGGGGGUUUCCCUUGUAAAACACAGAAAACCCUCUUACAGCAGAAUCACCGGCAACAUGAUAUGUCAAAAGUGUGAUAGGCCCCUUGCGACACAGCUCUGUGCGCCGAACGUUACUUCUCAGCUGUCUAGGAGGAUUUUUUUUCUGUUCAUGCUUAGGCUGUUUCAUUCAUAAAUGACAUGGGAUGCAUUUGAUCCGAACAAAGAAAACACAUGGAUAACAAUGUUUAUUAGCAGUCAACUGGUAAUUUAAAAUACCGUAGAUGUUAAGGAUAUUUCUCAAAUGGAAACAAUCGCCUCUUCUUCCAUAGUUUUUAACCUUAUUUAACUAAUUCAUAAGAGUUUAUGUGUCAUUUAUAAUGCAUAGUAUUCUACACAUGGCAUACUGUAUUUAUGUGCUACUUUUAACAAAAGGGAAGCCACUCCCUGAGUUUAUGUGAAAGCUUAUCUUUUCAUGUUUAACACUUUCUCUUCAUAUCUGUGGUUAAUGUUCAGAGAGCAUUGACAUUUUAUUUGUCAACAUGAGCGCUAAAUUAUCCAUGUGAAUUUGAUUUACAGGUAGAAUUACUGAAAGAGGUCAUGAAAAAUGACUUUAAUGUGUACGGAUACAGAGGAGGAACAAAUGUGUUUGUCAGUGCCACUACAAUCUACCUCAUACAUUCCGGUAAAUGGUGAUCACCCCAAUACGACGGCCAUUUCUUUGAAGGAGACUAUAAUACCCAUACUAUAGCUAGUUCAAAAUAUUUUUUACUACAGUCUCUUUAAAUUUAUAUUCAUCAGUACAAUUUGACUGUGUAAACAAUUGUUUCCGGCUGUGUUUAUUAUAAGUAAAGGUUAUCCUGUUGUAAUAAAUAAUAAGCAAUAGUAUAUCUUUAUUUUCAGAAUUCUUUCAUAAUCUUCCUUUAUUGAUGUGACAAAUAAGCCCAGCUCCGUUAUACCUACAGUAUAGUGUUGAAAAUAAAGUAAGAAAAUUAAUCGGAUAUGAAUUUUUUUUUUUUAGAAAGCUUUGCACUUGAAUUUCCCAUUUGUGUAUUUGUGUUCACUAUUCUGUUCCUCGUUUUUGUUUUUUAUUUGAAAUUUGUGUUUAAUAUUGCAUUUAGUAAUCAGCCAUUUCAAAUGUUUGCAUGCAAAUAUGAAAUAUGUAAAUGUGUGAAAAAUGUACUAUAAACACUUAUUGACACUAGAAAGGAAAAAAAAAA
Molecule: messenger RNA, 4619 nt
Organism: Polypterus senegalus (gray bichir)
Lineage: Eukaryota; Metazoa; Chordata; Cladistia; Polypteriformes; Polypteridae
Product: anoctamin-6-like
Biological process (GO): calcium activated phosphatidylserine scrambling; chloride transmembrane transport; calcium activated phosphatidylcholine scrambling
Cellular component (GO): plasma membrane
Molecular function (GO): protein dimerization activity; chloride channel activity
Source: RefSeq, a predicted model, not a curated record